CUGCCAGUCUAUCUAUUCUUGUUUCGAUGGCUCGUCGUCGACUGGGAGCUACGCCGCUCUAGCUUGCCAACCUCUCACCUCGUCAGCCAGCCAUGCCGCCAACGCUGGGCCUACGACGGGCUUUACAGAGCCGCGGCCGCGGUCUCGGGUUUGGCCAGCGAACAGCACCGUCGUCCGUAUGUCUCUUCUGUUCCUUUGCGACUCGGCCUUCCACUUUUCCCACAUCGUCACCACUCAACAAGCUCCGGGCAACGAGGGCAAAACCACAAGAAGCGCCGGCUGUUCGACCACGAUACCAAUCGACCGGUGCCACCCCGCUCCGGCCCUUCAUAAGCUCGCCCUCCGACGUCGUCGAUACCGCCGCCGAACCAGAACCAAUUGAUCCCCGCAAAGACCUUGAGAGCGCUCUCCGCGACUUACAAACCCUCGCACCCAACCACGUCAAUCUCCCGCGCCUCCAGCUCGCCCUACGCAACCUCAGCCAAGAUCCCGGCCAUGAAUCGAUACGAGUCGCAUUCCUCGGCCUCACUACCGGCGACAAGCCUCAACACACUGCCAGGGAGCUGCUCCGCCUAGCACUCGCCGAUCCGCUAAAGUCCGCCCAAAACUGGGAAGCGCAACUCAAGGCCCACGACCCCUCCAAGCCGCUCAUCGUACACAUCGGCCCUCCCGAGGAGCAAGCCACGCCACUGUCGCUUGCCGCGAGCGAACAUGUUAUCCCCGAAAUCACCGUGCCGUCGCACAUCUACAACGAUGCCAACCUCGAGAUGAUAGUCAUGGAGGCCGACCAGGCAACCGUCGCGCAGGCGGGCGAGCAGCCGCACACCUUUGACGAGGCCGUCCUCGUGCCCGCCGUCGACACAGCAGCCACCACAGCCGGCCACUCGGCGCCCAUCGUCACGCCCGUGCACAUGGCCGUGCUGGUAGCCGACGGCGUCCUGGGCGCCGCCUCCAUCCUGUCACUGCCCAUCAGCCCAGAAAGCCAAGACACCAUCACGGCCGUCGCCAACUUCAAGAGGAUCAGCGCCGAAGAUAAGGCCGCGUGCCCAUCCCUGGUCAUCACUAGCGUCGAGGCUGGUGCACAGGGCCUCGACCUCUUCCGCGAGAGCGCUAGCAACGCCAUGAAGUACGAAGCCCUCUGGACCGAGGCCGGCGUGGGACACAUCAACAAGUGGCUGCGAUCCAACGUGCUGUCGCAAGCUGAGCAGGAAGGGACCACCAAGGCGCCCGUGCGCAAGCUGAUUGAGUCCAUCCUGCACAACGCCGGCGCGGCGCUCCAGGCGGCUGAGUACCGCGACAUGAAGGUCUCGGUAGAAGGGGGCCCGUCGCCGCACACGAUUGCGCGCCUGAACCAGGCGCUGGCGGACUGGGCCAAGGAUGCGCAUGAGGAGUUGCAGCAGCAGUUAGAGAUUGCGUUCGUUGGCGAAGCGUGGAGGCAGAUGAACUGGUGGAAGCUGUUUUGGCGGGUGGAUGACGUGGGUAUGCUGUCGUCUGAGAUGAUUGCCCAGCGGUUCUUGCCCGAGGCUGAGAAGCGCUUGAUCUUUUUGGCCGGCAGGCUCCAGGAAGCUGGCAUCACUACUGCAGGCGGGGGAAAGCCGGUGACGUACUCUGGCCCGGCGGUUCCACCGUCGUUCCCCGAGGGCGAGAGCAGUGUUGCUACUACUGCUACUGCUACUACUACUACGGAAUCAGAGACCAAGGGAACUUGGCCUGCGCAUAUCCCCUUCACGAGAAACUAUCUACUAGCGGAAACUGUUCCGGCCCUGCAAGCACUGGCGCAAAAGCUCGUGCUGCAGUCAUCGACAUUGGCGGGUGCUACCACUGCACUGGGCGGCAUGUCCUGGCUCUCUGGAUUCGGAAUAUAUGAGUGCGGAGCCGUCGCCGCGUUGGGAAUCGUGUUGAGUUUGAGGGGCUUGCAGAAACGAUGGGAGAGGGCGAGGGAUUUCUGGGAGGGCGAGGUCCGUGAGGAAGGACGCAAGGCUGUUCGCGCAACCGAAGCCAGUAUCGCCGAGUUGCUGGAUAGCAUUUCUCCUGAAGUUCCCGAGGAUGUGGCGGUUGAGAUCGAGGAGCUGAAGGAGGCCAAGAGUGUCCUCAAGCGGGCCGAGGAAGCGCUUGCGAGGUUGAAGUAGAAAUGAUGGGUUGCAACAGAUGUUUAGAAGGGCAUUCUGCCAACCUAACUUGGUCAGUUUCGGACUUCUUGUGCUUAUUAUUUCCCACAGCCCUAUCGCCCUGCCUGUUAGUCCCUUAGCUGGGUGUUCUGACAAUACGCCCUCUCCAA
This is a messenger RNA of Neurospora hispaniola, 2278 nucleotides long. RefSeq lists its product as uncharacterized. The transcript has a single exon. Bases 93 to 2129 code for a protein of 678 amino acids. The record is from RefSeq and is a predicted model, not a curated record. NCBI's taxonomy places the organism in Eukaryota, Fungi, Ascomycota, Sordariomycetes, Sordariales, Sordariaceae.